CAGGACUCAUCGAAAUGACCUUGAAAACAUUCCGAUUUUCCUGGCGGCAGCCUACAUCUACGGAAUGCACUGCAACCCCUCGGUCAGCACUUUCGCGUGGCACAUGCGCAUAUUCACAGUAUGUCGAAUAGCCCACACAAUCAUCACAGUGUCUGCUGUGAGACAGCCAUACAGGUCCAUACUAUGGACAGUGGCCUGGACUGUGUGCCUCUCCGUGUGUGCCCAGAUUAUCCAGUUUUCAUACGAUAGUAUGGGCCAGCUUUGAAGCGCGAGAACUGCUAUCUACUCGCCGAUAAAUUUCUGAAUCUUGUUAAUUAUUACCCCCUUGUUUUUUUUCAAAAAGGGGAUGGGGGUAAUUCGUUACAAAUUACAAAAUUCGUAUAUGCUUGACCGUUGAAAUCUUUUAUAAUACGGUGGUAAUUCCUUGCCGCCCGUACCAAGGGCGGAUUUAAUGGGGGGGGGGGGGUGUGGUAGGGCUGACGCCCUCUUUUCAGGGAUUCGACCUCCUCGCCAACCAAAGGGUACCCCACUGGUAUUAUUUUAUGAAAUCUAUUUUUUUAUCCACUUUUUUGCAUUUUGUUUUUAUAAAGAUUCUAUACAGAUUAUAAGAUUAUAUUCAGUUUUACUCUAUCAAACAAUCGAGUAAACUGAAAAUAAAUCAUAACGUAUAUGGUAUGCAAUUGACUUUGUGUGUUGAUGUUUGACUUAGAAACAAAUUAUGAACAUAGCUAAUGAUUAAAUUUUCAACAACAAUAAAGAAUUGU
Symsagittifera roscoffensis is the source of this 764-nucleotide messenger RNA. RefSeq names its product microsomal glutathione S-transferase 1-like. Gene Ontology annotation, cellular component: membrane. Lineage: Eukaryota; Metazoa; Xenacoelomorpha; Acoela; Convolutidae. The record is from RefSeq and is a predicted model, not a curated record.